AUCUUACAUUGCGCUGUUGUAGACUAGCAAUAUUAGAUCAGUCCUGAAAAGAAUACCUUAGAAAAAGAGAGAGAGAAGAAGGAGCCAUAGAACAAGCGUGCUGAGGUCAUGGCGGCCGUAUGGUUGCUGGGCGCGACGGUGCUCUUCCUGGCCCGCGGUGCCGGCGCUCAAGAAUCGAAAUGGACGUGCAGCUUCGACGAGCCCGAGAGUGUAUGCGGCUGGAAGAUUUCCGGCGCCAUGAGAGCCACAGCGGGACGGGUGAGCCUCCGCGCUCCCCCCGGGAACAGGAAUGAAAGGGAAUUCGGACAGGAAUCGGCGGAAAGCGGAGCUGAAGUGAGGGUUGGCGGCAGCAUCGUGAGUCCGUCGUUCCUCCCAUCUGGUGACUGUAAGUUGCGGUUGCACUACGCGUUGCACGGCCUGUCUUCCUCGUUGCACAUCCGGCAAGUGGCGGAGCCGGACGGCGUCGCCGUGAGGGAAGAGGUCCUUACUCCGAGCCAAGACGCUGGCCGAUGGCAAGAGAGUGUUAUCCCACUCGCUUUCGACCAGCCUUUCGUGAUAAUAUUAGAGGGUCACGUAGACACAGAGGGUCAUGUGGUCAUCGACGCCGUAUCGCUGACCGGUGGAUGCGUCGAAGGGCAUGCGUCAUCACCUGCUGCGUCUCUCGCCCUGAGUCCUCCCUGUGACGAGAUGCAAUACAAGUGCCACUUUUCGACCGUGUGUCUCGCGUUGGACCAGGUCUGCGACUUCCACGCUGACUGCCCCGACGGAGACGAUGAGGCGUCCUGCGGCGCCACGGACUUCGAGCAAGACCUCGGGGGAUGGGAGGAUAUCAGUGAUACCGACGACGGCGCCUACAGGUGGUCGAGGAUCGCUGCCAUGGAGGCUACGUACCCGCACGGAACGGCGCUCUCGCACGACCAUACGUUCGCGGACACACAUGAGGGCUACUUCAUGUGGGCGCCGGGGACGUCCAAUGGAGAUGCGAAUUCGGGGAAAACCGCCAUCGUCCGCUCACCCGCCGUAGGUCCUCCGAGCGUUCCUUGCAAGCUAGUGUUCUGGUACCAAAUGGUUCUUGGAGGUCCAGAAAUGCGUGUUUUUCUGUACAACGAGGAGAACUCCUGGUUAUGGGAAAAGAAAGCUGAACCUUCUGCAGUGUCUGAGUGGCGGAGAGCGCAGUUCGAGAUUGGGGAAUACGAGCUUAAGAUAUUUAUCAAGUUGAUCAUCAACCUUGCUACAAUUACCUCAGUUAGUUACGAUGUCUGCGUCGACGAUGUUGAGUUUCAAGACUGUGCCCUUGAUACCCCGCCUUCUAAAGACGAUGUGAUCUGUACCUUCGACGUGCCGUGUGAGUUGUUCCAGAGUCACAGCGAUGACGGAGACUGGUACAAAAACGAGUAUUACGAUCCCAACAAUGUUUGUCUCCAGACAACCUCAACACCCGGUUCUCGCGUGCUUCAGACUUGGUGGCGCCCGCUCUCAGUUAAGUUCUGCGUUUCAUUCAG
Messenger RNA from Penaeus vannamei (Pacific white shrimp), 1502 nucleotides. Lineage: Eukaryota; Metazoa; Arthropoda; Malacostraca; Decapoda; Penaeidae. The record is from RefSeq and is a predicted model, not a curated record.